CUUUGUAUGGAAAGAGUUCAGGCUAGUAAGGCAGAUAUUUUCCUCUCAUUGUCCUGCCCUGGAAAAUUUGAGGCUUUUUUUUUUUUGUAAAAAAUAAAAAGGCUGUACUGGAGCUGUUUAUUGAAGUUUUGUGAAAUCGUUUUAGAGCCCAAUGGAGCUGUGAGUCUGAGUGGUUUGGGGGGAGUCUAUGGAUAUCCUCUGGGGAAAGAAAGCCAAGCACCUCGCCCUGCAUGUAAUAUCAGGACAGACCGCCUGCGAUGGUAGAAGAUGGUAAGGGGAUGGUGGUCACAGGGUUCUCUUGAGUAGGUGGAGAUAAUGUAGGAGGGUGGGUAGAUGUUUGCUAAAUCUGUAUGGCUGUAUUUUACUGGGUUCUCUGGUCAGACGGUGGGCAGAGAUUUUGUCGGCUUCUCCUUCAGGAUUUGUGAUUUUUCACUGUAACUUAUUGUCAGUUCUUCAAAAAUACAGACUAAGAGACUUGAUCCAGAAUUCGAAGUCAGCCAGGAAGUCAUGCCAGGGAGCCCAGAGAACAUCCCCCUGGGGGAGUGCACGCUGUCCCAGUCCAGGGACCAGCUCACGCCCCCGAGCCGCACGGAGAGCACCGUGUUCAGCCUGUCCCGCACUGAGUCUGUUUGGACUACGGAGAAUUCCCCCAAGAGGUCUGAGGUCUUUUGGUUCCCCAUCCACCUCAUGUCUACCGGGGGCAGCUUCCUGGCAUGUGGCAUCAUCAUCAGCGGCCUUUACUUCGCUGGCCACUGCCGGAAAGUCACCAACAUCCUGGGACCAGCCCUGCUGUCCAUUGGAUUGAUGGUUUUUGUGGUGGGCGUGGUCCUGAUUCCUAUUACCAAAGAGAACAGGAAGCGGUCGAAAAUGAAGAAGCCCCUGAGUUAUUACAGGCCUCCGGUGUUUAACCUGUGAUGGCUCGGGCGGUGAUGUUUUUCAGCACAACUUUAUGUUUGGACGUAAUUUCAGGAGAAACUUGAAGAGCACUCUGAACUGAAGUUAAUAUUUUCAGCUCUGUGGAAAAUGAUUAUUAGAAGACUGUUUGACAACAAUUAUGUUUAUCUCUCUGGAUUGAUGACGCUAUCGCAGUCUCAAGUGUGCAUGAUGUCAUUUCAUUAAUAACCGCAGCUGUCGAAAACAGGAUGAGAGCGCAUGGAUGGGAAUGUGCUGCAGAAAAUGCAAUUAUUUACACCUGCACAAACAAUUUAGCAAGAAGAUACAAGGCAGUAAAGUGUCCUUAUGAAUAUUUGCAAAGAAUAAAAUAAAAAAUUAUGCAAAGACUGACCGUGUCAGUCAAAGUCACGACAUCUUCUAAUUGUCACUUUGUGUUUUACUGUGUCCAGCUGCAUGUGGCUGUGAGUGUUUGUUGAAAAGAAGCACAAGGAGGAUGCUUUGAAUCUAAAUGUAUUCAUCCUUGAAUUAUGUAAAGAGUGACGAUUUGACUAGUGUGACCUGAAAGCACAUUUACAUAAGAUUUCAAUAUUAGGUAGCAGCCAAUUUAAAGUAACCCCUUCACAGCCAGAUUCCACUGUAAUGUGCAUUAAAUAUUAAUUCCUUCCAUCCACUGAAAA
Pelmatolapia mariae (spotted tilapia) is the source of this 1571-nucleotide messenger RNA. RefSeq names its product phosphoinositide-interacting protein-like. Gene Ontology annotation, molecular function: phosphatidylinositol bisphosphate binding; transmembrane transporter binding. The record is from RefSeq and is a predicted model, not a curated record. Gene Ontology annotation, cellular component: plasma membrane. The transcript is spliced from 2 exons. Gene Ontology annotation, biological process: phosphatidylinositol-mediated signaling; positive regulation of cation channel activity. Bases 508 to 915 code for a protein of 135 amino acids. Lineage: Eukaryota; Metazoa; Chordata; Actinopteri; Cichliformes; Cichlidae.